AUGCAACCUUUUUCGAACGACUACGGUGGAGGCUAUGGAGGCAACGGCUACGACCAGCAGCAGCAGCAGCCCGGACAGGAAAUCCCUAUGUAUCCGCAAGGUGGUACCGCUCGGCCGAUGGUGGACCCGGAGGCGAUGGGAGAAGUUGACCCCAAUCAGUACCCGCAGGCAAAGGAAUCGACGCACAAGAUUCGCGGCAAAUCGGACAUCCUGGAGAUGGUGUUCGGGUCGGUCGACCAGGAGUUGCUUCCCGUGAAGACGUUUUACUUCUUCUUCUACUCGGCUUUCGGUUCGCUGUUUCCGCUGAUGGGAGUCUACUUCAAGCAGAUGGGUAUGAAUCCGGGCCAGUGCGGGUUGCUCAUCGGCACGCGGCCCUUCGUGGAGUUCCUGUCUGCCCCGUUCUGGGGCAGCUAUGCGGAUCGCUGCAAAAAAGGAAAAAUGCUGCUACUGGCUUCUCUCGCGGCGUGGAUUAUCUUUACCUUGCCGUUGGGCUUCAUUCAACCGCCGGCGACCAGUUGUAUUGAGCGGAAGAAUGCGACUGAUUUCGAGCUCCGCACGCCACAAGUGCCGCGCAUACUGAAGCGGUCCAUCGACGAGAGCAUCGAACUGGAGAUGGAACUGGCCUGUGCGAAUGGGAGCGAAAAUCCGUACUCCAGGGACAAACGAGCGGCACGACCGGUCGCGGCGGCCGGAGUAUCGCCCCUCGGCGUCAGUUACGCGAACAACUUUAACGAGAAGCUCCACAGAGACUGGGUGUCGCCAUUGUUUUCAUCGAUCGUCUAUCGCACGGCGGAUAUCCAAAAAGCGUUCUUCUUGUUGCUGCUCCUGGUCAUCAUAGGAGAGUUCUUCAGUGCCCCGGCCAUAACGUUGGCUGAUUCCGCCGUUAUCACCAUUCUGGGUGAGGAUGCGGAUCGCUACGGACAUCAGCGGAUGUUCGGCUCACUCGGAUGGGGACUGGCCAUGUUCUUUGUCGGCAUCGCACUCGACCACUCGACCGCCUUUCCCGACCACCCGUGCGGUCCAGAGAAGCAGGAGAAGAACUACACCAUCUGCUUCGCAACUUUCUCGGUGCUGAUGGGCGCGGCCCUUAUUUCGGCCACACAAAUCCAUUUCAAGUAUGACUACUCGGAACAACAGGAGCAGCCCCAAGCCGAGAAAGUUCCCCAAGAGAUGACACACGAAGAGCAGAUGCAAGACCAGCUGGCCCAGCAGCUGCAACUGCCAUCGUUGGCAGCCACCGGUGGAGGAAUGGCUAGCGCAGCACCACCACCGGCGGCUCUUGGUGCCCAGACGAAAAUGUUCGCCCAAACAACGCGCGAAAUGCCCGAAUGGGUCACGGUGUUGAAACAGUUCAAAAACCUGAAGUGUGCCUCUUUCCUGUUCGUCGCCUGGUUCAUGGGCUUUGGCAUCGGACUGAUCUUCACGUUCCUGUUCUGGCACCUGCAAGACUACGGUGGCUCGCCGACCCUCUUCGGGGUGGCCUCGGUCAUCAAUCACAUCUCGGAAAUCUUUGCCUACUUUUUCAGCUUCCGUCUGAUCACCCAAAUCGGCCACGUCAAGGUGCUCUGCCUCGGGCUGGUCGGUAACAUUCUUCGGUUCCUGUAUAUCUCUUACCUGAAAAACCCCUGGUGGGUCCUGCCGUUUGAGUUCAUGCAAGGAAUCACUCACGCAGCGGUAUGGGCGGCCUGCUGUUCCUACAUCGCGCACAAUACGCCGCAGCAUCUGCGAUCUUCGGCUCAAGGUGUCCUGCAAGGACUUCACCACGGGCUGGGCAGAGGCUGUGGGGCCGUUAUCGGGGGCAUGUUCGUGACGUACUUCGGCACCACGGCCACCUUCCGCGGGUACGGCAUCAUCUGCAUUCUCGUGCUGGCUGCGUUCGUGUUCAUCAACUUCUACCGCAAGGACGAAGGUUUCAUCUCCGAGAUUCCGACGACCGAGGAUCCACAUCAGGUGGCGGAAGAGACGGCUCACCUGGCUCCACACGGCGUACCGAGCAAUCCGAUACCGCGGGCCCUCUCCAGCACCCGGCUGAAUGAGAUCGGUCAGCAGAACGUCGACAAUGGGUAUGGUACCUACCAAACUACCGGUGGCGCUCUGGACGUUCCCGGUGGAGCUCCGAAAAACCCCUUUGGGGCCCCGCAGGGUACUAACGUGUACGGUGGAAACCAGUACUAAACAGCAUACCAGCUGCCCGAUGGAGACAGUGAGGCCGCUGAAUAUCAAACGGGUGGCAGUGUCGACGUCUGCCAAGACGAAGGAACAAUUUCCGAUCAAGAACCUAAACAAAAAAAACAAAAACCGUGUAAAUGAGCUCAAUUGCAUCCCAUUCAGCCAUUCCGGUCCAAGAGCAGAGCAGGACGUUACGCGCUUCGCACUAGCAUCGUCCGCGACCGUUAGGCUUACGGAGACAUAAUCUUGGUCGUGGGUCGGUUGCUGGCAGCGAAUCAUUAGAGGUAUUCUGGGGACGACAGAUCCGUCGUAAUGCGCCUCGUAUCUCACUCGUUUACUCGAUCCUACCCAUCGAUCACCGACAUCGACAGGUGUUGUAGUGUUGUUUAAGUUUAAGCUAGCUUGUCACUCUAGGUCCAGAGCUCCUCCUGAAAACGAUCAGCAAUCAUUACGGCCCUACGCGGUUUUCCUAUCUCAGCGUUUUAACCUAAAACCCCUUUACUAUCUUAUCGCCACCUUGCUGGCCGGGCACUUACCACUAGAGAGACACUAGAGGCGUUCAAGCAUAACUCUACCUGUCAGCGUCUUUCUCUUCGUUGGUUGUUUUUGACCGUUGGAACUAUAUUACUAGAGCGCCCGCUUUCCAGACUGUUACUUAGGAGCUACAUUUAUCGUAUCGCCCACUUUAGAGUCUAUCAGAAAAACACGAAUCGAUCGAUGGAUCGUGAUCGUGCUUUAGCUACGAGCAACAGUACUACUUAGAUAAAGUCCGGCAGCGAAUCUAGAGUGUUGAAUUGGAACAGGACUACACGGUCCCUUGCGGCAGGGAACCGACGGUGGCAAUUUAGCGUUUAGGUAACUGUAACUAUGACGUUGUGGUUGUACGUGGGCUCUCUCUCUGUGUGUGUGUCUCUCUGUACCCAAUCUAUGUUCGUCUGUGUCGGUGUGUCUGUACGUGUACUCCCCCCAACAAGUGUUGAACGUAUAAGGCUAAGUAACAUCCUAACGAUCGAUCGAUCGAUUGAACAACUCGCUGCGAACGGAACGCGAUACGUUAACGGGCCAACUGUGUUGCACCUUAGUUUAGUUAAUUUACUUGCCACCGAAGUCAAACGAAACGAACCGAAAAAACCCAUCCCACGCGGCACAACGAAUAGUAUCUUUAAGUUCGGGACCACCUUUCAGGGGAGGUUUCGGUCGUAUUAACAGUCGCAGUUCCUCGUUGAUCCCUGUAGCAGUAGUUAGCUCCGUUCCCAACAAGUGGGUAGCGCUCGAGUUGCGCCUGUUUAAGUUCCGCGAUUUGCCUUUUCGUAUGGAAGCUCGAAAGCAGCAACGCAACGCGAUAGUAGCAAACAUAACCGAACAAUCUGAUAGAACAGAAUGGCAGUGGAAAUUUACAAAAUACACACGUACGCAAAAGCUUUAUUAACUCUAGUCGAGAGACAUCAGCAGCGCAUAUCAGUUUUCAACCUUACUACUUGAAAAGUAUUUUAUUCAGAGGAGACUAUAUUUAGAGCAACACGUUUGAAAUCGGAGUUGAUGGAACAAAAUGUGGUGUGCGAUUUGCGUAACCGCGUUGAAUAAUGAUACCGGUUGCGGGCGUUACGCGCGGCGGAAGCCAUUUGGUGGCUCCUACGAAUUCAAUCACAUUGCCCAUACCCAGAAAGAGAGAGAGAAAGAGAGUAUUUACUAAAGAUUACAAAGUAUGUACACAUUAUAAGAAGGAAAACUUGCACUCACUAUGAAGGGAAGAAAUGUUAUUAUUUUCCAGUUUAGAUUAGUUGUUUAUGCUUUGAGCAUUGAACCCAGAAUUACGAGAUACGUUAAUGCGAUAGAUUUCGGUAUUUCCAGUCGAUAGCUUUAUUUAGAUUAUUUCAACCGCGGAAAGUAUUAUACUCGUUUACCAGGUGUUAGGAUUGAUUCUCUAGUUCUGUGUGUGUUGCGAACCACACCGUAAAUCGAAUUCCUGAAUAUACCUACAAAUAAUGAUAACAACAUCUACCGAAACUAAUAAUAACGAUGCUGGUAUUAAACUGAAAAGUUCAGAAAAAUCAAGAAUCAGACAAACUAAAUGAACAUAACCGUUGGCCCGAUAGCGGAAGCCCAUGAUCAAUGUACAGCACUUACUAUUAUUAUGAUUAUGAUUGUAGAAUUAAGUGUAAGAACAAACCAUACACACCCACAACGGUAUCGUAAGAAUUGCACCGCUAAACAAGCAAAACAACAAUAAUAUGCUGUAAAGAUUAUUAAACAACAAUCUCACCAACAUC
Anopheles cruzii is the source of this 4439-nucleotide messenger RNA. It is a transcript of the gene jef, whose product is annotated as major facilitator superfamily domain-containing protein 6. Gene Ontology annotation, cellular component: membrane. The record is from RefSeq and is a predicted model, not a curated record. NCBI's taxonomy places the organism in Eukaryota, Metazoa, Arthropoda, Insecta, Diptera, Culicidae. The transcript is spliced from 10 exons. The coding region runs from base 1 to 2175 and encodes 724 amino acids.